AUGCAAGGCGCCCCAGUGCCUGCAGAGUCAAGCUCACAGGAUGAUACCAAUAUAGAGAUUAGCCACCACCGAAAGGUGCGCAAGGGAACCCGUAGCUGCUGGGAAUGCAAGCGUCGCAAGAUGAAGUGCUCUUUUUCCACUCCUGGGGACUCCGUCUGUCAGUCAUGUCGCAGGAGAGGGGCCAGCUGCGUCAGUCAGAAAUACCCGGAGGAGAUCGCCUUCGCUGCAUCACCAUCGUCGUCGGCCUUGGAGCGCAAUCGCAUUGUGCGUGUGGAGGCUCUUGUGGAACGAUUGGCUAGGAAGGUUGGCGUGGGCGAUGACUUAACGGGGAGCGAGGACAUGACAAGGAGAGCUGUAUCCUCUGCUCCGAGUGCGAGUGCGGACGGGGACGUUAACAUGGCCGAGUCGAAUGUAAGACUGGAAAAGGAGCGCCUCCAAGUACCGGCUUCGUCGCCCGUCAUACCGUCGCCAGCAAGAAACGCCACUACUCGCCAUGGAAACAUCCCCUAUGAUAAAAUAUCUGCUGCCCUGUAUGCCGCCAUGCCUCCUCAAGAAGACAUCCACCUUAUGAUUGAGGCAGGUAUUGACGUCUCGCUGCAUAAAGUUAUUACCCAUCCUUACCCUGUGUUAGCAAACCAAGGGCCUGGGGGUUUUAAGGGAAGCCUGGGUGAGAUACCCUCACCAACCACGCACCCCGUUUUGCUUGCAAAGUACCUAUUCGAACUCGCCACCUGUUUGCAGUACUUACACCCCGAGCUUCACGCCGACGAGAUCAAGCGCCUUUCGGAGCCGCCGCGCCAACUCAUGCGUCGCCUAGCUGACACGGUUAUUGCGUUAGUGACUAGCAACGACGAACUGCUCGACUCUAUUGAGGGUCUUGAAUGCAUCAUGCUCGAGUCAUCGUUUGAGGCUAACAGUGGUCAUCUUCGGCGCGCCUGGCUUGCCUGUCGCCGCGCCAUGCUGGUUGCUCAGAUGAUGGGCCUACAUCGCAGAGACACCCACCAGCUGUUCAAGGCCAUCGACUCCUCCCGGUUGGUCUAUCCGUCUUUCUUCUGGUUUCGCAUAGUCUGUACAGACCGCCAGUCGUGCUUGAUGCUGGGCCUUCCACAGGGGUCGCUAGACGUUAGCAUGGCAUCCCCAGCCGCGAUAACAGGUGAUACCAUCGAAGGUAUGUUCGAACGCAAACAGUGCGUCAUCGCCGGUCGCAUAUUAGAACUUAACCAGGCUGCUGAACAGUCUGCCAUGGACAAUCUGGAAGCCCUGCACAUGAUCGAUGCCGACCUGCAAGCCGCUGGCAACGAGAUGCCGAGUAAAUGGUGGCUGGUUCCUAAUUUGGCCAGCGUCGUACGUGAUCCGGACAAGACCUUCUGGGAAACAAUCCGUCUGUUCGAUCAAAUGUUGUACUUCAACCUUCUUAACCUGUUACAUCUGCCGUACAUGCUACGAUCGCAGGCGCAGGCACAAGAUACUGCAACAGCGGCUAAAUAUGGUCACAGCAAGCUUGCGAGCGCUAAUGCGUCGCGCGAGUUGUUAACUCGCUUCAUCAUGUUCCGGUCUUUCAACCGCGUCGCAUUCGCUCUUCGAUCUAUUGACUUCUUUGCUCUAGUCGCAGCCAUGACUCUAGUUAUCGCGCAUCUUGACGGGCAUCGCCAGCAGCGUCAGCACCAGCAGCACGGCGGCAUCAACAUUCUCGCACACCAACGAAAUAGCGAUAGAGCCAUGAUCGAACAAGUCUUGGAAAACAUGGAGGGCGUUGCAAAGCUCAAUACUGACGUCCUUAGCGAUCGCGCCUCAGGCCUUCUUAAGACGCUGCUCGCGUUCGAGACCGAUGCGGCCAAGGGAAAUAUAUACAGAUAUGAUUAUACAACCUCACUAGCGAUGACAGAGUUACAAGUAGACUCAGCCACGGCGACGGACGACGGACAGUUUCUACGCAUAGGUAUCCCAUACUUCGGCACUGUGAGGCUUAAUCGCGAAGGUGUCGUAUCUAUGGAGCAACCCACACACGAUAUACCCCCUGCGUCUCAGCCUUCACCGCCGCCGUCGACGCAGCAGCGGCAGCAACAUCUACCCACUGACCCGGGCAGCAAUGAUGCUUUUCAAGGCCCCUCAUCCGCCUCCCAGGCCCAUCCCCAGCACCUAGGAGCCGCCACGGUUACCCAACCCUGCCCAUCACCACCGACACUAUCGACACGUGUAUCCAAUACACAGCUAUCUACGCCGCUGUUUACGACCACCAUCGACGACACAGUGCGACACCAGUAUCUGUAUCCCGGCCUGACAGUGGGGGCAGACGACUGGGCGUUUCAAGGUGUAGACAUGGCGUUCUUUGAUAGCCUUAUUAAUCACUUGGAAGGGGGGAAUGUGAACGCUGACGAUUUUGGUUCCUGGACAGAGUGGGAGUAG
This is a messenger RNA of Arthroderma uncinatum, 2406 nucleotides long. RefSeq names its product C6 zinc finger domain-containing protein. NCBI's taxonomy places the organism in Eukaryota, Fungi, Ascomycota, Eurotiomycetes, Onygenales, Arthrodermataceae. Gene Ontology annotation, molecular function: zinc ion binding; DNA-binding transcription factor activity, RNA polymerase II-specific; DNA binding. The transcript has a single exon. The record is from RefSeq and is a predicted model, not a curated record. Bases 1 to 2406 code for a protein of 801 amino acids. Gene Ontology annotation, biological process: DNA-templated transcription; regulation of DNA-templated transcription.